This is a messenger RNA of Schistocerca serialis cubense, 3621 nucleotides long. RefSeq names its product roquin-1 (gene roq). Bases 478 to 3486 code for a protein of 1002 amino acids. The record is from RefSeq and is a predicted model, not a curated record. The transcript is spliced from 18 exons. Gene Ontology annotation, molecular function: metal ion binding. NCBI's taxonomy places the organism in Eukaryota, Metazoa, Arthropoda, Insecta, Orthoptera, Acrididae.
GUGCUAUGUUGUCGUUAUUAAAAGCUAGUUGCCGAUGCAAAUCCCGUGGAGUAUAAUCAUUUUUUGAAGUUUAUUGUUGUCUGGCUAUAGGCAAUUAGUAAUUUCGGGUUACAUCAGUUAUCCUCUGGUGGUAGCAGAAACAGUGACACUAAGCUUAAAGUCAUGAAUCCUUCCCUCAGUAAACUGUUGAACAGCAGUUCAGGAGGCUGAUGUUAAAGUAGUCAUUAUAGUGACAAUAGAACUUACGUUUCAAAAAUUAUUUGAAGAUGUGACAACUAUAGAAGACGAAAAUAUCUAAUCAGAAAGAGAAACGCUUUUCGUACUAUUGAGUGGAAGUGAAUAUGUUGAACUAGUUUUGUGUUAACAUUUUCGAAGUUUAAAGUGGUGUUUGCUGAUGCACAACAACCUGAUGGGAAGUUGAUGUUUGUUAAGUGUAUCGUAUUUGUUGUUAUGACAACAACAGGUUUAUGAAGAAGAAUGCCAAUCCAGGCUCCCCAGUGGACUGAAUUUUUGUCAUGUCCUGUAUGCUGCAAUGAAUUUGAUGCUACUCUUCGUAGUCCAAUCAGCUUGGGAUGUGGACAUACUGUGUGCAAGACCUGUCUCUCCAAUUUACACAGGAAGCAGUGUCCCUUUGAUCAGACAGGCAUCAAUACCGAAAUUGAAAACCUACCUGUAAAUUUUGCGCUGCUGCAGUUAGUGGGUGCAAGCAUUCCAGAAAGCGAAGGGAGUGGCAACAUUAAGCACCUUACAGAAGAGGACUUGGAACAUUAUUUACAAGCAAAAAAAUGCAUAGAGGAACUUGCUCUGUACCUAAAACCAUUUUCGUCUGGGAAUGGAAAUGGUGGCACAAGUGUGCUUUCAAGGCCCAUGCAGCGAAAACUGGUGACACUUAUAAAUUGCCAGUUGAUGGAAGAAGAGGGCCGGUCAAGGGCAAUGCGAGCUGCUCGUUCACUCGGAGAGCGCACUGUCACAGAACUAAUACUACAGCAUCAAAAUCCUCAGCAAUUGUCUGCUAACUUAUGGGCAGCUGUGCGUGCACGUGGAUGCCAAUUUUUGGGUCCAGCUAUGCAAGAAGAAGUUCUGAAACUAGUUCUGCUUGCAUUGGAAGAUGGUUCAGCCUUGUCAAGAAAAGUGCUUGUAAUGUUUGUUGUGCAACGCUUAGAACCUCACUUUCCCCAAGCUUCAAAGACAAGCAUUGGUCAUGUGGUACAACUUCUAUAUAGGGCAUCAUGUUUUAAGGUUUCCAAAAGGGAAGGAGAUUCAUCUUUAAUGCAGUUAAAAGAAGAAUUUAGAACAUAUGAUGCCUUACGAAGGGAACAUGAUGCUCAAAUUGUCCAGAUAGCUACAGAAGCUGGCCUUCGAAUUGCUCCUGAUCAGUGGUCUGCUUUACUUUAUGGUGACACUGCCCACAAAUCACAUAUGCAAAGCAUUAUUGACAAACUACAAACUCCUCAAUCAUUUGCCCAGUCAGUACAAGAGUUGGUAAUUGCUCUUCAAAGGACAGGAGAUCCAGGAAACUUGUCUGUUCUUCGAUCUCAUUUAGAGUUGUUGGCAGCAAUUGAUCCAAGUCCAGAAUCAACCUCACCAACAUGGUCCGAGUGCUGUGGUGCCCUUGAAGCUGUGAGAACUGUAGUAACUGGCCUAGUCGAAUUUAUUCAACAUCACGGUAGUCGAAGACUUCAAGAGACAAGCCAUACGCAUAAUCCAAAAUACAAAAUAAGCAUGUGCCGAGAUCACACCUUACGAGGUAGUUGUCCACGUGGGACAAACUGUACAUUUGCUCAUUCAGAAGAAGAGCUUGAAAAGUACAGAGCAAAGAAUCGAAAAGCUGUUGUGAGAAGUAAUCCUACACAAUCCAAGGGGUCGGAUGCAAACCAAAAGGAGAACCAGACAAAUGACUUCCAUACCAAUGACAAGGUCUUCAUACAACCAGAUGACUUGCUUUAUUCCAACAGCAAUUCAUCUAUUACAUCAGCCCCUUUUGAGAACUCUGUUUUAAGAGAAGGUUUCAUUGGGAGUACAACACCUGUUCAAGUCCCAUCAGUUGCUGCUGCUGUUGUUCGACCACCAGUUGGCGUUUCAAUUCCUCCAGGAAGCUUCGAGUAUGCAAGACCUUACAGUGCAACUUACCCUUCACCAGGCCCACAGCCAACUUCUUCAGUGUACCAAACGCCUCAGCAGCAAAUGUUUGCUCCCAAUCCAGGAAAUUUCACGUCAGACAUAUACAGCAUGCUGCUGACCACAGGAGGCCAGGUGUAUGCCUCACCGCCACAGCCAGAUUACGGAUCUCCAGCACCUCCCACUGAACAUAGACCAAUAGAACCAGCUAGAACUAACAAUCGAGCUGCCACUUGGGACCACACGAAAACAAUCAGCACCAGUACACUUGCUUCUCAACAGCCAUGGCUUAUGUCCAUGUCCAACACUUCGGCAGCUGCUGCUAAUAAGAAAGUCACAUCCAAGAGCUUAGCAGCUCUUCAUCAGAGGAAGCUGGAAAUAAUUUCCCAGUUGGAGAAAGUUGUGGGAAUAUCUGCUGCAUCAGCAAUUUCCAGUUCUACUUCUUCCCAGGCCAGAGCGACAACUUCAUUCCCAAACACUGACAAUGAUGUGUGCACAUCAACAUAUUCCAUUUGGACAUCUGGAGGAAUUCUCCACACAGGAAGAGGAAGUGGUUCUCAGGUUAGCCACAUUUCCACAGCUACACAGCCUGCUGCUUUCUACAGGUCAGAUUCAAUUCUUGCAGAUGAUGAAUUCAUCCCAUUUGAUCCACCCAUUGUCAGCAAGUAUGGACCAAUUUCUCGAAUGUCAAAGGCAAUCCUACGUCCCAGUAGUUCAGUACAGGUUUCUUCAUCUUUUGGUGAUGGAACAAUCUCAACCCCAAUGGUACGCCGUCCAGUACCUGCUGCUAGCCCCGUUGCUUCUUGGUACUUCAGUACCGCACAAGGAUAUCCAGCAGCCUUGCAAGCAACCACUUUGCCAGGUGGCCACAUAGUAACUCCUGCAACUGCUGGAUUGGGUGAUGGCUACAUAACAAUUGGCCAUGGAAUUUUGGAUCCUCCUCAGCUGUUUGUACAAAAUAGAGUACCUGACUGUCCUUCAGAAGAAAGCUAUGCAAACAACCAGAAAAUGAGACAACAUUUGCGAACCUUGCACCGGAGAAUAAAUGAUUUGAAGCUGGUUUCACAUGGGAGUGCACUUACAGAAGGAGAAAAGCUUACACAGGAAUUGCAGCUUAUAGAGCAGGAAGAACUGAGACUGAAUUUCUUAUCAUCGGCAUUGCCAAUACCAGCUGGUGAAUUUUUAAGUAAUAAAAAUGACAGUUACUCUACUGAUCUGAAGUACAAUGGAGAUUGUCGAAGUGAUGAUGAAGAUACAUAUGAAGCAGGUAUAGCAAAUGACAUGCUCGAACUUGAACGGCGCUGGGAGUACGAGCUAGAGGAGCAGGAGAAGAGGUGGUCCAGUGAAGAAGAGUCAGGAAAAAAGUAGAUCUAAAUAGUCUCAUUGUCAGAGAUGAUAUUUAUUAUCAACCCAAUGGGUUCAGACUUGUAUUAAUACCAGGAUAUCCUGAAAGUGAAAAUUCGUAUAUAAAUUAUUAUAUUACAGUUGCUGAUGGAAAAAAUA